UCUUGUACAUACUCUCUUACUUUCGUCCUCCUCCCCCACGAACAAGGUAAUUCGCGUGUCGCAAAGGUUCAGGACAGUCUUUUCCACUGACGAACGGAAGCGCUGCAACAUCUUGUAUGAUGACUAGUUAUAUGAAGGUGAUCCAGCACUCGGCAGAGACGCUACGAACAGCAUUGGUGUCUGAUCACCAGGACUUGGCAGAACUUUACAGUAAGUACACAAAGGAAGAAAGACAUCUCCUGGAGGAAGGAUUCCACCCGGGGCAGCAGCAUUCCCUUUUCCAAGCCAUCACAGUGCACUGUGACUCCGACUGGAUCCCUGCUCACCCCGAGGAGCGUCAAGACUUUGAGAGCUUCUACAGAGACCCUCACAGGAAGAACCCCAAUGCAAGCCACAACACUAUUUAUAUUCAAACCAUAGGUUCCUUUGGGGAGGUGGGGGUCAAGACAGACCUGUAUGUGGAAUGGCUGAGGCAAUACUGCCAGGCCUUCUUCUUUGGGCUCUCUGUCAAGUUGCUGCCGGCAGUUACUGUCGCUGAAACAGGAUGCACUUUCCGAGUCAACAGCAACUCACACAACCUUCAGAUCCUCACUGGUGAUCUUCUACGAUUUCUCUGUAACAGGAAACCAAAAGAUGCUUUUUGUAUUGUUGGAAUCACAAUGAUUGACCUGUACCCCAAAGACUCCUGGAACUUUGUUUUUGGACAGGCUUCUCUCAGUAUGGGAAUGGGUGUUUUCAGCUUUGCCCGGUAUGAUGACAACUUCUACAGCAGAAAUUAUGCAGGGAGACUGAAAAAAAGGCUUCAGCCAAAGCAGGCAGACUACUCCGUGUUUGACGGAUAUUACACUCCCCCCAUCUCCAGCACUCUGCUGCUUCGAUCCUGCAAGACAAUGACUCAUGAGAUUGGCCACAUGUUUGGAAUAAGGCAUUGCCAGUGGUUGAACUGCGUCAUGCAAGGCUCCAACCACUUAGAGGAGUCUGAUCGAAGGACUCUGGAUUUCUGCCCCAUCUGCCUUCGCAAGCUACAGGUUUCAGUCCGCUUCAAAAUAGCUGAAAGAUACAAGGCUUUACUGCACUGGAUGGAGGAGGAUCAGAAACCGGCAUCCAGACCAGAUGAGGCCUCUGCCCCUCAGUCCGCACUUUACAUUCCAAAACCGACUGAAGCCUUUCAUGCAUCUAAACUUUGGCUCCACAGUUGCCUAGACAUACUGGAAAAAAGAUGA
Molecule: messenger RNA, 1223 nt
Organism: Scophthalmus maximus (turbot)
Lineage: Eukaryota; Metazoa; Chordata; Actinopteri; Pleuronectiformes; Scophthalmidae
Gene: amz2
Product: archaemetzincin-2
Exons: 7
Coding region: 117-1223 (368 amino acids)
Biological process (GO): proteolysis
Molecular function (GO): metallopeptidase activity
Source: RefSeq, a predicted model, not a curated record